Messenger RNA from Capsella rubella, 1766 nucleotides. RefSeq lists its product as uncharacterized. The record is from RefSeq and is a predicted model, not a curated record. The coding region runs from base 207 to 1766 and encodes 519 amino acids. The transcript is spliced from 5 exons. Lineage: Eukaryota; Viridiplantae; Streptophyta; Magnoliopsida; Brassicales; Brassicaceae. Gene Ontology annotation, molecular function: nucleic acid binding; zinc ion binding.
CAUCUUCUUCCUACGGUUUUUCACAACUAAAGGCUAAUCAGAAAUCUAGUGAUACUGGCAUCCCAACUUCAGUAUUACAAAGUGAUACUUUGUCAACUGCUGAACAAAGAUUUCCUGAUUGUAUUCCAAUAGGUUAUACUCAUCACACUUAAGUGACUGAUCAUAUAUUUGUGGGAAAGCAUUUCGUUAACAAAUAUGCUUUAGUGAUGAGGAUGAGAAAGUGGGCGAUUGAGUGGAAUUUUGAGUAUAGGACAUUAUGGUCAGAUAGAACUAGAUUGAUUUUGGGGUGUUUAGAUGUCACUUGCAGUUGGAGACUUCGUGCAGCGAAGGUGAAAUCCUCUGAUUUUUUUGUGGUAAAGCACUACAUUCAUGAGCAUAACUGUGAUACAACAUGUAGGCAUGCAAAUCACCGUCAAGCUACUGCAAAUUUGUUGGGUUCUUUCCUUUGCAGUCACUAUGGUGAGAAGAAGGCUGGACUGAAGCCAAAACAGAUUUUAGAAAGGGUUAGAAUGUCAUACAGUGUUCACAUAAACUACAAAAAGGCUUGGAGAGUAAAAGAGGCAGCUGAACUUUUGGUUAGAGGUACUCCUGAAGAUAGUUAUCACAACAUUGCAAAGUGGCUGUUUAUGACCAAGGAAAAAAAUCCCGGAUCAGUUUUGUAUCUUGACGUUGAUCCUUUGAGUAAUAAAUUCAGGUACGUGUUUGUAGCGUAUGGCCAGUCCCUCAGAGGUUUUGCUUUGAUGCGUAGAGUGAUUGCUGUUGAUGGCACCUUCCUGAAGGCAAAAUUCAAGGGAACUUUGCUUGUAGCUACAGCUCAAGAUGGGGAUUAUCAUCUAUAUCCGUUAGCUUUUGCUAUUGUCGAUUCUGAAAAUGACAAAUCUUGGAGUUGGUUUUUCAGGUGUCUUCAAACUAUUAUUCCUGAUUCAGCUGAUUUAGUGUUCGUCUCUGAUCGCGCUCCAUCAAUUGCGAAUGAACUUUUAGAAUUAUAUCCGGCUGCUCACCACGGUAUAUGUAGAUUUCAUCUUGGAAACAUCAUCAAAGUGAAGUUUAGAGGACAAUCAUAUCUGCCACUUGUUGAAUCUGCAGCCAAUGCGUAUACUCAGCUGCCAGUUCUUUCUCUUCUAGAGACUAUAAGGUUAACGCUGACUGAAUGGUUUCUCCAGAGACGUGCACUUGCUGCUAAGCACAAUAAGAGAGUCACUCCUAAAGUAGUGCAGACGUUGGUUUCUAGGUUCUCACCUGCGAUGAAGCUUGACGUUUUCCAAGUGGAUGAAGACGAAUUUGAAGUUAAAGAUGAUGUGAACAAGUUUAUAGUUGACUUAAGGAAACGACAGUGUAGUUGUUGUGUCUUUGACAUUGACAAAAUACCGUGCAUCCAUGCAAUUGCUGCAGCAAAGCGGUCUGGUCGGGACGAGAAUGAGUUUGUUGAUGAUAGUCAUUUAAAUGAUACUUGGUUCAAAGCUUAUUCCGAGAGCGUACACCCAAAUGGAGAUGUAAAGGAUUGGACUUUUCCUGAAUUGAUUACCAACUUCUUUUGUGCACCUCCAGGGAGUAAGCCUUCUAGUGGUAGACCGCCAAAAAAACGAAUUCGUUCGAAGGGAGAGUAUGGCGUUCCGGGCUCAAAAUCACAAAGUCACAAAUGCAGUAGAUGUGGACAAGGAGGACACAACAAAAGCACAUGCAGGAAUGCAAUCUGUUUACUUUUGGUAAGAUUUUUGUGGCUGAAACAACAAGAAGAUUGUGUAUCCCCCUUUUUUAUGUAUUGA